AUUAAUUAAAAUAAUGGCCAUAAUAGGUUUUCGAUGUAUUGUUGGAAUAUUAUUUUUUGUCCAGUGGUUGAGCACACCUGGUUUUGCUCUUGCCUGUAACUUGGCGCAAAAGGAGACGUGUGGUGAGUGCAUUAAGUGUGGUGGGAUUUGGUGCAAGGAUCCUUACGAGACGCGAAAAUGUGUACCGUUAACUGGUGGAGGGGACGACUGGUGUCCGAACCACAUGGAAACCGCCCACGCGGACCUCAGCUCUCUGGACGGCAAGGUGUUCCGGCCCCAGUAUGAGGAGGUCCUGGCUCAUAUUGACUCGGGGAAAGUUACUACACUGAAAAUAAACGGAGAUUCUAUGGUGAAGAGUAGCAGAAACGUAUAUCACAAUAUUAUUAACACGACGCAGACUGACAAAUCGAAAGUUCACGUAAUGAUUCACAAAUAUCCUACUAAAAUUGAAGUGACAACGAAAAUUAGCCCAGGCUUCUGCUCACCGUCAUCGCAAAAGUUCGAGUAUGUGUUCGUGGAAGUCGGCAUGGCGGGUGUGGGGGAGAAGGCUCUGCUGAAGUAUGUGGUGCCUUGCGGCUGUGGGUGCUCUGAGGAGGUGGAAACCGUGGCUCUGGCUUGUCAUGGGUUUGGAAGCCUUAUUUGCGGCACGUGCCAGUGUGACGAAGACAGACAUGGCAAGUUUUGUCAAUGCGGUCCGGUGUCUUCGUCAUGUGUUGUUGCCUCGCGUACUACACCUAGGUGCUCUGGAAACGGCUACUGUGACGAGUGCGACCAAUGCCAGUGCUUCUCCGAUAAAAAGGGAUCUCAGUAUUUCGACCAACAAGAUAACUGCAAGGACCUCGGCGCAACCGUCGGCGACUUCCUCGACUGCCAGAAAAACAAACAAUUUUGUUUAUCCUGUGACCGUAAUGUAUUCUUCCGCAAAUGGAAUGAAACUUUGCUGAAUGAUCUGUAUGAUGAUACUAGAAAAUCUUGGGUCGAUUUGGGGUCGAAAUUGCCGGGAUAUUUCGGUUGUGUGAUUGAUUCCAUUAUUCACGUUAUGCGAAAGCCGGAGUGCUAA
This is a messenger RNA of Cydia amplana, 1060 nucleotides long. Its product is annotated as integrin beta-7-like. The record is from RefSeq and is a predicted model, not a curated record. The coding region runs from base 14 to 1060 and encodes 348 amino acids. The transcript has 5 exons. Lineage: Eukaryota; Metazoa; Arthropoda; Insecta; Lepidoptera; Tortricidae.